Vicia villosa (hairy vetch) is the source of this 1800-nucleotide messenger RNA. RefSeq names its product heat shock cognate 70 kDa protein-like. The coding region runs from base 1 to 1800 and encodes 599 amino acids. NCBI's taxonomy places the organism in Eukaryota, Viridiplantae, Streptophyta, Magnoliopsida, Fabales, Fabaceae. Gene Ontology annotation, molecular function: heat shock protein binding; misfolded protein binding; ATP binding. The record is from RefSeq and is a predicted model, not a curated record. The transcript has 3 exons. Gene Ontology annotation, cellular component: cytoplasm. Gene Ontology annotation, biological process: protein refolding; cellular response to unfolded protein.
AUGAAAAGAAAACAUGAAGGAUGUGCUGUGGGGAUAGACCUUGGCACAACAUAUUCAUGUGUUGCAGUAUGGCAGGAAGAUCAUCAUCGAGUUGAGAUCAUUCACAAUGAUCAAGGCAAUAAAAUUACACCUUCUUUUGUUGCAUUCAUAGAAAAUCAGAGAUUGAUCGGUGAUGCUGCUAAGAAUCAAGCAUCUUCCAACCCUCAAAACACCGUCUUUGAUGCCAAGAGGUUAAUUGGUAGGAAGUUUAGUGAUCCUAUUGUUCAAGAAGAUAUUCUUUUAUGGCCAUUCAAGGUCAUUGCUGGUGACAAUGACAGACCCAUGAUUAUGGUUAAGUACAAGGAUCAAGAAAAGCAACUAUAUGCCGAAGAAGUAUCAUCUAUGGUACUCACCAAAAUGCGAGAGAUUGCCGAGACAUAUUUAGAAUCAGAAGUUAAAAAUGCAGUUGUUACUGUGCCGGCUUAUUUUAAUGAUUCUCAAGGAAAAGCAACUAUUGAUGCUGGUCUUAUUGCUGGCCUCAAUGUUAUGAGAGUAAUGAAUGAACCCACUGCCGCAGCCAUUGCAUAUGGCCUUGACAAGAGAACUGGUUGUGUUGGAGAACGGAAUAUUUUAGUGUUUGAUCUUGGUGGUGGCACUUUUGAUGUGUCGAUACUAACUAUUAAGGACAGCGUCUUCCAAGUUAAGGCCACAUCCGGAAACACUCACCUCAGUGGAGAGGACUUUGACAACAGAAUGGUGAACUACUUUGUACAAGAGUUCAAAAGAAAGAACAAAGUCGACAUUAGUGGCAAUUCAAGAGCUUUGACGAGGUUGAGAACUGCUUGUGAGAGGGCAAAAAGGUCACUUUCUUUCCUCGUUACCGCCAAAUUUGAGGAAAUGAAUAUGGACCUUUUUAAUGAUUGUAUGAAGAUUGUUGAAAGUUGUCUAAUGGAUGCUAAGAUGGACAAGAGCAGGAUAGAUGAUGUUGUCCUUGUUGGUGGAUCUUCUAGGAUUCCUAAAGUACAACAACUAUUACAGGAGUUUUUCAAUGGGAAGGAGUUGUGCAAAAGCAUUAAUCCUGAUGAGGCUGCGGCUUACGGGGCAGCUGUUCAGGCUGCGUUGUUGAGUGAAGGAGUUAUGACUGUUCCAAAGUUGGUGGUGCAGGAUGUUACACCUUUGUCUCUUGGCAAAUCUGUAAUAGGAGAUAUCAUGAGUGUGGUGAUUCCUAGGAACACUUGCGUUCCUGUCAAGAAGACAAAAUCAUAUUAUUCAACCGAAGAUAACCAAAGGAUUCAUAACAUUAAGGUUUAUGAGGGUGAGAGAACAAGAGCCAGUGACAACAAUUUGCUUGGUUCUUUUACUCUUUCGGGCAUUCCCCCAGCUCCUCGCGGCAGCAUUAUCUCAAAUGUUUGUUUUGGUAUUGAUGAAAAUGGUAUUUUGACCGUUUCAGCUAAUAAUAAUGUUUCAGGAGUUUCGAGCAUGAUUACAAUAACCAAUCACAGAGAUAGAUUGUCAAGUGAAGAAAUUAAAAAAUUAAUUCAAGAAGCUGAGAAUUACCAAAAUGAAGACAAGAAAUUCCUAAGGAAGGCCAAAGCGAUGAAUGCAUUGGAUUUCUACAUUUACAAAAUGAGAAAUGCCUUAAAGAAAGAGGAUAUUAAUCAAAAGCUCUCCUCUCAAGAAAUUGAAAUUAUCGAAUCUACAAUUGCUGUGAUUACAAAUUUGAUUGAUGAGAAUAACCAAGAGGUAGAAAUAGAUGUUUUGGAAGACCAUCUAAAGGGACUUAAGAGUACCAUGGAAGACAUUUUAGCUAAGACUAUUUAG